UUGAAAUUGAAAUUGGAACCAGUGAGAGUUCGCUCUCUCAAGUCUCGACUCUCAAGUCCCAACUCAGCUCUCACCGCUCUCCUUGCAACAGAUAGAAACAGAGGAAUGGCUCCACCCAAAUCGACGAUUCGGACGAUAUCGCAGGAAGCAUUCGAUGAAUUGGUGAAGGAGAACAUGGACGAUCUUGGAAUGGACCCCACCGAGGCUCUCCAGGACGCCAUUGAAACUCUUACUCUCCAAGGCGUUGAUUUAUCUGGCAUCAUCACGUGCGUUCCAGGAGAGAGUGAGGUGAAAGAUAACCCCGUCAUACAAUGUUUGGACAGGUUAAAGAAACUGGAAUCUAGAUUGGGGGAUCAGAUCGGCGAUAGGGAUUUUGAUGAGAUGGUAGAACUGUUUGAUAAGCUUUCCGAGGUCUGUAAUGUCGAAGGAUCUGGGAAUGCAGCUAUUGCUACAAAAAAUGCCGGUGUGGAAUUGGUUUGUUCUGCAUGUUCCAAAAUACCGAAGGGAUGUGAGCACGCUCUGGUUUCAGCUUUAAAGACUUUGGCAUCAUUGCUCCACGAUGUUCAAAGCACAGGCAUAUUUCAGACCAGCAAUGGACCAAGAAUUGUAAUUGGUAUCCUAAAUGAUAACGCGCAGAACAUUGACAUCUUAAAUAGUGGUUUUGGUGUAGUGGCUUCAGCUGCAACGGGUAAUGAAAUUCUCAAGGAGUCUUUCAUGAUCUUAAAAGUUGAUGAGCUAAUUAUGGAAAUUAUGUCUAUGCAUAAGAAUGUCAUCAUCCAGAGCUUAUAUGAAGCUAUUCGUGUACUUCUAACUGCCGAUGAUAAUCGAGUAAUAGCUUCUCAAGUAUAUGGGUAUGCACGAAGAUUUGCCAAGAUUGGGAUUGCAGAAGCCCUUGUCAACUCACUACAUGCAGGACUUACCUCUCCUGGCCUUGUAUCAGCAAGCGUUGCUUUAAAAGCCGUAGCUGUAAAUGAUGAAAUAUGCAAGGCUAUUGCUGAAAAGGGAGGUAUUGAUGCCCUACUCAGAUGUAUAGAUGAUAGUGGCGAGCAUGGCAACAAAGCAGUGGCCAGAGUUUGCUGCUCCUUGCUUUCAAAGUUGGCAGGAAGUGAUAAAAACAAGAGUGCAAUUGUUGAAAAGGGAGGUAUGGAUAGGCUAAUAAAACUUUCAGCAAGGUUUGCCGAAGACCCUUCUGUCUUGCUAGAGAUUAUGUCUGUUAUCACUGUGCUUUCAUUGAGAUCGCCAGACAAUGCCGCCCGUGCCGUUGAAGCUGGAGCUGGUGACCUUGCCAUUCAAGCUAUGCAGAAGUUUUCUGCAGCACAGCAAUUGCAGAGAAAUUCCUGUUUUAUGAUCAGAAAUCUUGUAGCGAGAAACCCAGAGAACAGAACUAUUCUGCUUAAUAAUGGAGUUGAGAAAUGCAUACGCAAGGCCAAGCAAAACCAUGACAGCUGUAAGGAUGCGGCCACCGAUGCACUGAGGGAUUUGGGGCUUGAUGAUUACAACUUGUAGCUGAUACAUUUUUGUUUCGAUGUGCUCCUAUUUUUUCCGUAAGGGUCUCAACAUCAGCGUGACAUUGUGUGGCCGCCAGUAUUUUUAACAUUUCUGCUACGAUGAUAUAUGCGUUACAAAAUGCUUUGUACAAAGCUGAGGAUGAGGGUGAAGGAUGUUUUACUCACAUCAUAGAGCUGUUUGUCAGAAAUCAGAGAUCCGAUGCUUGGUUCGGUCAGCAUUUUUUA
Messenger RNA from Prosopis cineraria, 1733 nucleotides. RefSeq lists its product as uncharacterized. The transcript is spliced from 8 exons. The record is from RefSeq and is a predicted model, not a curated record. Lineage: Eukaryota; Viridiplantae; Streptophyta; Magnoliopsida; Fabales; Fabaceae. Bases 106 to 1506 code for a protein of 466 amino acids. Gene Ontology annotation, molecular function: protein binding.